Brienomyrus brachyistius is the source of this 1237-nucleotide messenger RNA. Its product is annotated as RNA-binding protein with serine-rich domain 1-like. Gene Ontology annotation, biological process: mRNA splicing, via spliceosome. NCBI's taxonomy places the organism in Eukaryota, Metazoa, Chordata, Actinopteri, Osteoglossiformes, Mormyridae. The record is from RefSeq and is a predicted model, not a curated record. The transcript is spliced from 8 exons. Bases 107 to 1036 code for a protein of 309 amino acids. Gene Ontology annotation, molecular function: RNA binding. Gene Ontology annotation, cellular component: ASAP complex; nucleoplasm; cytoplasm.
GUGUGACAGCAAAGGGCGGCGUGCCAUUGCGUCAUCGCCGACGCGACGUUCCCCUUGCGUCAUCAAUCCGCGACAUUAAGGGAGGCCUCUAACAUAAUCGGCCAAAAUGGCGCCUUCCCCCACAAAGAGGAAGGAUCGCUCCGAGGACAAGGCGAAAGAUCGGGGAAAGGACAAGACGGGCACCAAGGAGGGUGCGGACAAAGAGAGAAGCCGGGAGAAGGGCCGCAAGCGCCGCAGCGCCUCUACGGGCAGCAGCAGGUCCCGCUCCAGUUCUAGCUCCAGCAGCAGCUCGGGCUCCAGCUCGGGCUCCUCCAGUGGCUCCAGCUCCUCCUCGGCAUCCAGCCGUUCCGGUUCCUCCAGCUCCCGCUCCUCCAGCUCCUCCAGCUCCUCGGGGUCACCCAGCCCCAGCCGACAUCGCCACGACAACCGCCGCCGCUCUCGGUCCAAGUCCAAGUCCCUGAAGAAGGACGACAAGGAGCGCCGGAGGAGAAGCCCCAGCCCCAGGCCCACCAAGGUGCAUCUGGGCCGCCUCACCAGGAACGUCAUCAAGGAGCACAUCCAGGAGAUCUUCUCCACCUACGGGAAGAUCAAGAUGAUCGACAUGCCUGUUGACAGGCUGCACCCGCACCUGUCCAAGGGCUACGCCUACGUGGAGUUUGAGACGGCGGAUGAGGCAGAGAAGGCCUUGAAACACAUGGACGGGGGUCAGAUCGAUGGGCAGGAGAUCACAGCCACUGCUGUCCUGGCUCCCAGGGUGCGCCCCGUUCCCCGGCGGCUAACUCCCCCACGCAGAAUGCCCCCGCCUCCCCCCAUGUGGCGCAGGACCCCACCGCGCAUGAGGAGAAGGUCCCGGUCCCCACGUCGACGCUCGCCAGUGCGUCGCCGUUCGCGGUCCCGCUCUCCCGCCCGUCGGCGCCACCGCUCGCGCUCCAGCUCCAACUCUUCACGCAAAGAGCGGAAGAAGCGUAAGCCCUGGUCUGACACGCGGCACGGAUCGUCUCCGGGAAGCUCAAAGGAAGACGGGCUCCUUCGGUGAAAGUCGCUAUAACGGACAGCUUUGUAGGUUUGCUUGUUUGUCUUUAUUUUUUGGUCCUUAAUUUUAGUCACAUUUUUUUUGGACCGAUCCCUCAUUCAUUGUACAUAUAAAGGUGGGCGGAGACAUGUAAAAUGAAAGGAAAAAAAAAGUUUUAGUUAAACUGCGUUGCUUUUGGUCCUGAAAUAAACUUGCUGAACCUUG